Molecule: messenger RNA, 792 nt
Organism: Didymosphaeria variabile
Lineage: Eukaryota; Fungi; Ascomycota; Dothideomycetes; Pleosporales; Didymosphaeriaceae
Exons: 2
Coding region: 1-792 (263 amino acids)
Source: RefSeq, a predicted model, not a curated record
AUGUCGAAGCGUCACUCACACUUCGCGAAGGUCCUCAAUAAGUUGAAAACCGAUCCGCUGAGCAUUACUCCCGAGGAUGCCCGGCGUCUGAGCGAGCAGGUCGAAGUCACUGACCGUCGCUCCGCUAAAAUUGUCUCCGCGGUGGAGUCUCUCGCCAUGGCCAGCGAGGACAUUCAGCAGCAGCUGGACCCUCAGACGAACUCGCCACCGAUGGUGCAGGUUCCUAGCCACACUCAACACAAUCUCGUCAACGAUCUCAAGGCGGCUGUUGACAAUCAUCCCGACGACGUGACCGCUGAUCUCCUCAAGGCUACGCAAGAUAUCGUCAGCACGAUGCAGCGUGCAGUUGGUGCAGCCCACGCGCCAAACCCUGAACUGGAGGAUGACCUUCAAAAGGAACUUGCUAGAAUCGGUCCCAAAGUUGAGGCAGGCACUGUCACCAAGGCGGAAGCUGACCGUCUCCACUCCCUCAAAGCUCGUGCUCACGGCCAUACCGAGAAGGGCGGACUUAUAGCUCAGGCUCAGUCAGUCGCCGCGAAGCGCGAGCGUACCCAAUCUCUCAGCGAUUCCACCAACGAUGGCCAGAUCCCCACCGACAGCUCCAACAUUUCGAAGGACCAAUCCCAGUCUCCUGCUACGUCAGACACCUCCGGAAAGUUCGCUGCUCUAUCUUUGGUGGAGAACAAACCGAAGGACUCCCCUGCUCCCAAGGUCGAUUCAGCGCAUCAUAGUCAGAUUCCCGUCCGCCACACCCGCAAGGGUAGCGAGCAGAAGGCGGUUGAGGCCCACUAG